Erinaceus europaeus (western European hedgehog) is the source of this 1462-nucleotide messenger RNA. Its product is annotated as zinc finger protein OZF-like. Gene Ontology annotation, molecular function: DNA-binding transcription factor activity, RNA polymerase II-specific; RNA polymerase II cis-regulatory region sequence-specific DNA binding. The record is from RefSeq and is a predicted model, not a curated record. Bases 53 to 1408 code for a protein of 451 amino acids. NCBI's taxonomy places the organism in Eukaryota, Metazoa, Chordata, Mammalia, Eulipotyphla, Erinaceidae. Gene Ontology annotation, biological process: regulation of transcription by RNA polymerase II. The transcript has 3 exons.
AGUGAUCUUUGAGGAUGUGGCUGUGAACUUUACUCCAGAUGAGUGGGCAUUGAUGGAUCAUGGACAGAGGAAACUCUACAGAGAUGUGAUGCUGGAGACCUGCAGGAACCUGGCUUUAGUAGAUUGUUGUACUCAAGUGAAAAGCAGUGUAUCUAGCCUUCGGCAUGAGAUUCUGAAAAGUAAUAUAUGCAGUGAAAAGAACAUAGUAAUACUCACAAGAAAUGAUUCCUGGUAUGUUGUUGGAGAAAAUUGGUUGCUAUAUAAUAUUCCAAGUCAGCACCAAACCCAGGAGAAAAGUUUGAGAAAUUUUGUGGAUACUGUUUGUGGAAGUCAUGAAAAAAAUGAACGUGGAAAAACCUUGAAGAUUACAAACUUUACCAUACACAAGAGCUAUUCAAGCAGACUGAACCCCUAUGAACACAUUAAGUGUGAAAAAUCCUUCACGGAUGGUUCUUUCUUGAAGAAUCAAAAAAACGCUCUUACCGGAGAUAAACGAUAUCAAAGUGAAAAAUGUGGGCCAGCCUGCAGUUGUGCCUUAUGCCAAAGCACUCACGUAGACAAAGGUGCUGUAGAUAGUCCCUAUGAAUGUCAAGUUGCUAGGAUAGCCUCUACCAGAUAUAAAAAGAAUCUCAGUAGUGGAGAGAAACCCUAUGAAUGUCAGGAAUGUGGGAAAGCCUUCACUCGGUCUUCACACCUUCAGGCACAUGUGCGCAUGCAUACCGGGGAGAAACCCUUUGAAUGUCAGCAGUGUGGGAAAACAUUCAGUCAGUCUUCCAACCUUCAGACGCAUGUUAGGAAACACACUGGGGAAAAACCCCACGAAUGUCAGGAAUGCGGGAAAGCUUUCAUCCAUUCUUCAGAGCUUCAGGCGCACGUGAGAAUGCACACUGGAGAAAAACCCCACGAAUGUCAGGAGUGUGGGAAAGCUUUCAGUCAGUUCUCAGCCCUUCAGACACAUCUGAGACUCCACACUGGGGAGAAACCCUACGAAUGCCAGGAAUGUGGGAAGGCUUUCAGCCGAUCGUCACACCUUCAAACACACGUGCGGAUGCAUACGGGGGAGAAGCCUUAUGAAUGUCAGGAGUGCGGGAAAGCUUUUAGUCAAUCAUCCACCCUUCAGACCCAUGUAAGGAAGCACACUGGAGAGAAACCCUAUGAAUGUCAGGAAUGCGGGAAAGCCUUCAGUCAGUCUUCAGCCCUUCAAACCCACGUAAGGAAGCACACUGGUGAAAAGCCCUAUGAAUGUAAAGAAUGCGGGAAAGCCUUCAGUUGUUCCUCAUCCCUUCAAGCACACAUGAGGAUGCACACUGGAGAGAAACCCUAUGAAUGUCAGGAAUGUGGGAAAGCGUUCAGUCAGUCUUCACACCUUCAGAGACAUGUCAGAAUUCACAGGAGAGCAGUCCUGUGAAUCUCAGGAAUGUCAGAAUGCUUUCGAUUCACCCCCCCCAUCCCUUCAAAACAA